UUAGUAUUAUAACAAACAUAACUAAUUUAGCUUACAUAAACCAUAACGCUCUUUCUAUUAUUGUCCGAUCGUAUCAAUAAAACAUAGCUUUCUUUAUAUAUAUAACUAACAACCGGAGAGGAGAGUAUCAGAAUAACGAAUUGGCUGAGAAAAUGAAAACCCUAGCAAUAUUUUGCCUUGUUUUCCAAGUAAUCAUUCAAACCGGAAACUCAGCUGAUUCAGGAGAUGUUGAUUUUUCAAUACUCAUAAAAAACGAAAUGUACAAUGUCGAUAACCCGUCUGUUUUCUACACUUGCCGAUCAUCAAAGAAAGACAUCGGAUGGCACAAAUCGGUUCCAUCCUCAGAGUUUCAAUGGGAAUUCGAAGUUCCUCAGUUUGGUAACGGCGUCAUGGUCCACAAUUGUCGUUUCCGGUCGAGCGCAGGAACAGCAAACGUUGAGAUCAGGACAUUGUCUACUACAGCGAUGCUAUGCGAUGGACAAACAUGUAAAUACGCAAUCAGACCUAAUGGGAUUUAUUUCAUUGGUUACGAGUUGUAUUCUCCUUAUGCUAUUUUUGGAAGGUAUAUUGAAUUGUCGAGGCCCGCGGAGAAGCUAGUUGAGCCGUGGAAACCUUGGUCACCACAACAACUCAAAGCUAUGUAUCGUACAAAACAAAUGGUCCAUGAUUCGGAUUGAGAGGUCGAUGUCGUCGAUCCUUGGACUACAUGCAUCAUUAUAUUAUUUAAUGAAUGUUAAGUAGGUGAUUAUAUAUGUUAGUAGCUGAGGUCUUCGAGGAAGAGGGGACUCAUUUGAGGACCUUGUUUUGUGGAAACAUGAAGGGACUCAGGUAAGAGUCCACAAGUGACUGCAAUUUACAUGAAGGGUUCGCAUAAUUUAGAAAGGCUAACGUUUAUUAGUGGAUCCUAACUCCGUAAAAUAUAAAAGAAUCUUAGUGAUAUACUGAUAAUAAAGAAAAUCCAUUCCUUUGAAUUAAAAAUAUAUCAAGAUUUGUAUCC
This is a messenger RNA of Arabidopsis lyrata subsp. lyrata, 997 nucleotides long. RefSeq lists its product as uncharacterized. The coding region runs from base 153 to 677 and encodes 174 amino acids. NCBI's taxonomy places the organism in Eukaryota, Viridiplantae, Streptophyta, Magnoliopsida, Brassicales, Brassicaceae. The transcript has a single exon. The record is from RefSeq and is a predicted model, not a curated record.